AUGUCAGCCACACUGGAGCCACAGAUAUCACAUCAUGAUACAAGGAAUGCCCAUGACAUCGCACAUGUUGAAACAAAACAGCCUGAGGCAGCGGCUGCUGCAAUUGAAGAAGACAUAUACCCUUCGUUGAGCCUCAUCCGCAGUUUGCUCUUGACUUCCACUGUUGCAAGCGCAGCAUUUUUAACUGUUCUGUGCGUUCAAUCGGUGGUAAUCAUUCUUCCAUCCAUCAGUGAAGCGCUUGAAAUUCCAUCAAGUCGUCAAGAUCUGGUUGUUUCCCUUUACAAUAUCUCGCUUGCCUGUCUUAUGAUAUUCUGGGGCAGGAUGGCUGAUGUAUAUGGCCACCGAUUGAUCUUCCUCUUCGGGUUUAUUUUAUUCACAAUCUCAGUACUCUGUCUACCAUUUUGUCGCACUGAAAUCCCCUUCUUCGUGCUGCGAAUUUUACAAGGGAUGGGUGGUGCUGCUAUAAUUCCAGCCGGGCUUGGCAUGAUAACCACGACAUACCCCCCAGGAGCAAAGAGAAAAAGAGCUUACUCGAUCGUUAUUGGAGUCGCGUCACUGGGCUCUGUGUCAGGAAACUUGGUUAGUGGAGUGAUCGGCGACUUGUUGGGAUGGAAAUGGGUCUUCUGGAUCCCAGCUAUAUUAUCAGCAUUAGCAACUGGAGCUGCAGCUUUAGCAACAUCGUCAUUCCCACUCAGAAAAGCUCGCUCCGAGGGAGGUGUUGAUUGGCUCGGCGCUCUGUUAAUAUCGAGCAGCCUUCUCCUUUUCUUAGUCGCAUUCUCUGAGGGAAGUGUGGUCGGCUGGGGGACUCCUUGGGUUCCAACGCUUAUUGCUGUUGCAGUUAUUCUUGUUUGUAUUUUCGUCUUCUGGCAGCUUUUCUUGGAGAAAGGACAUGCGCAAGUGCCACUUCUUAAGGUCUCUAUGUUUCGACGCGCCAAGUUUUCAGCACUCUUUUUGCUCAUCGGUCUUGUUUAUGGAUCAUUUAACAGCUAUUUGGUUUUUGCAACUGAGUUGUAA
This is a messenger RNA of Penicillium malachiteum, 1014 nucleotides long. RefSeq names its product Drug resistance protein. The coding region runs from base 1 to 1014 and encodes 337 amino acids. NCBI's taxonomy places the organism in Eukaryota, Fungi, Ascomycota, Eurotiomycetes, Eurotiales, Aspergillaceae. Gene Ontology annotation, biological process: transmembrane transport. The transcript is spliced from 2 exons. The record is from RefSeq and is a predicted model, not a curated record. Gene Ontology annotation, cellular component: membrane. Gene Ontology annotation, molecular function: transmembrane transporter activity.